Messenger RNA from Melanotaenia boesemani (Boeseman's rainbowfish), 6161 nucleotides. RefSeq names its product structural maintenance of chromosomes flexible hinge domain containing 1 (gene smchd1). The coding region runs from base 110 to 6010 and encodes 1966 amino acids. Gene Ontology annotation, cellular component: chromosome. Gene Ontology annotation, biological process: chromosome organization; double-strand break repair. Gene Ontology annotation, molecular function: ATP binding; protein binding. The record is from RefSeq and is a predicted model, not a curated record. Lineage: Eukaryota; Metazoa; Chordata; Actinopteri; Atheriniformes; Melanotaeniidae. The transcript has 48 exons.
AACACAGUUUUGUCAACAAGAAGACAUGUUUAGUUGCGUGUGGGAGAGAAAGGCCGAUAACUUCUUUAGUUAAAACCAGUUCCUGAACGAAGACCGCGAAGUUGAGAAAAUGCAACAUCCUGUUGCUGCAGACUCUCUGCAGCGAGGAAAAGUCAGUAAAACCAUCUUUGUAUAUGAUCGUCGCUUCGAAGACAGGACCUCUUUGAAGAAAUUGCUGGAAAUAGGGGGCUUGGACUUCAAUGGCUUUCUUCACGCUCUCAACGAGAUAUUUUCUAUCCGUUCACAUGAGAGUUUUGUGUUGGUGACUACUGACAGAACAGUUGUGGAUUAUGACGAGUUUGAGAAGCUCCAGGAUGGUAUCACCCUCUACUUGUUGCAGCACGAGAACCAGAGUCUAUCAGGUGCAACCGAGGAGAACAUCCUGUUUGAGCCUCAUUAUGAUACGCUGAUCCAGAGUGGGACAUUCGAGUACUACGCUGAUGGCCAGAAAUCAUUGCCCUAUGCUCUAGCUGAGCUGGUGGACAACUCUAUUUCGGCCACAGCAAAGAACACAGGAGAGAGGAAGAUAGAGAUUAGGAUGCUGUUUGAGAAAACAGGGAAACCUGCCAUCGUCGUUCUAGAUAAUGGUUGCGGGAUGACCUCAAAGCAGCUCAAUGAUUGGGCCGUGUACAGACUCUCUAAAUUCCAAAGAAAGGAUUGCAUAUAUGCAAGUGAGACAAAAGGCUACGUUCCCCCUGAUCCUGUCCCUCGCAGUCUCAACAGUGACAUAUCCUACUUUGGAGUUGGAGGAAAACAUGCUGCUUUCUUCAUUGGGGAGUCGGUCAAGAUGAUAACGAAAACAGCGAGCUCUCCAGAUGUUCAUGAGUUUAGCCUGUCGAAACAGGAAUUUGAGAGAAAACAGGAGAAUAAAGAGGCCAUUUUCAGUGGGGUCAUUUUAAAUAGGAAGCCCUGCGAUUCUUCACAUGUUAAAGAUAAAGAGCACUUCCUCCACGCCCUCAUUGAUGAGGAAGCUGGGAAGAAAAGCUUCACUGCAGUUGUGAUUACAGGAAUCAAGCCAGAACACAUCACUUACCUUAAACAAGAUUUUGAUAAGUGGACCGUAGAACUUUCACAUGUCUAUCAUUAUUACAUACAUGGACGUCAUGGAAAUGACUUGAGAAGCACGUCUACAAGUUCAGAAAAUCUCCAGAAACUUGACAUUCAGAUCACUUUACGGGACAAGCCUUCAAAAUGCCCCUGUGUGAUUAACCUAAGAGAAGUGGAAAACGACAUGCAGACUCUUUACAUUAAAGCUGCUGCAGACGUGUUUGAGUUCAGCGCCUCCAUUCCCCCCGACCAAGGCACAGUAGAGGGGAUCAUUCGAUAUCAUCCCUUCCUCUACGACAGGGAGACCUACCCCGUAGAUCCAUAUUCUGAUAAAGCACUUGAUGAGGAUGAUGAUUGUGAACUUCAGAAUGCAGCUCAGAAUCAGGCAAGAAGGAACAUCUUUGAAUGUUACUGGAAUGGGCGGCUCAUCCCCUACACCACAGUGUCAGAGUUCGACUGGUGCUCUCAACGCGUUAAAAGUGAAGCACCGCCUGCAGAGUGCUACAAUCGUUUGUCAGGGGUGCUUUUUACUGAUGGCAGAUUCCAGGUCAGCACAAACAAGCUGCAUUUCAUGGAACUGGAGCUGAAACUGAAAAGCAAGGACACCAUUUUUACUCCUAUUGUUAAUGCACAGAAAAUUUCUAAAAGAGGAAACAUUCAGAAGGAGUUCCAGCAAUGGCUUCAAAACUGUCAUCAGAAGUACGACAAGCAAGUGAAGUUUGUUGGCUACAGAGAGACCAUAACACGAACAGAUCAACCCAAGAGAAUGCAGCAUCCCUGGGCAACGUUUUCCUCCAUCCAGUGGGGCAACAAAACAUACAAAGAAGGCCAGCGUAUAAAGUCACAGAGAACAGGGUCCACGUAUUACUGUACCAUAAUUCGGUUUUUGCUUUAUGGAAGUUAUGAUGGAGACGUCUUUGCCACUGGAGGUCAAGUGGAAAUAUGCAGAGAGCCUAAAGCACUUUAUGACACAACCAAGAUCAUACCCAUUUCCAAGAUUGAUCAAACUGCCACCAUUGAAACCAUCAAUAAGGCCAUUGACAUUGACACUGACAAGCUCCCAGAGAAGCUAAGUGUGUACUGGCCAGAGGGUAACGUUUGGUCACAGGACUCUGUUUGGCCAGCUGGGACCCCUUUAGGACCUCUCAGAGUUGAAGUCCAAAACAGGAAGGGAGAGUCAUUGUCCGGGAUACAAACGGGGCGUGGGCAAGGAAUAAGAAUGAGUAUUCAACUUAUAGUAGUUUACCAUGGUUCUACAGGAGAUGAAGAGAUUGUCUCUCUUUCUGCCCGUUUUCUACAAAAUCACGGGCACUGGUUCAAAAAAAUCGAAGAUCUGACCAAGUUGGGGAAUUACACGGUGACUUUAAACACCAUGUUAAGCGACAGCCCCACCACUGUCUACGGGGGCCGGCAGCUUCCAAGCUACGCGCUCAAGUUCACCCUCAAAGAGGGUAAUGCAGAGAGCUUCACAGUGACUACAGCGAGCCCCACAGUUCAUGUGGGAGUGCCCUUCAACAUCCUUCUGCAGAUAAAUGAUUGUUACGGCCAUCCAACAGCACCUCCUCCCAAAAUCCAACCCAUCCUCAAAUGCAGUGACCUUGUUUUGAGUCAAGGAACGAUGUGCUGCGCCAAGACCACAAUCAGCAUUAAAGGUGUCAAAGCACACGGAAAAGUACUAAAUAGCCUGCAGUUCAAGAGUUACGAGCUGAAAGUGACGCUGCCUGGACUGAAAAAAGACACGAGUGCUGUCACAAUCAACCUUCUUCCGGGUAAAUCACAUUCCCUUCAUGUGAAACCAGAAGCCAACCAGUUCCAAGUAGAGAAUGGAAACCCGGCCACUUUUAAUGUUGAAGUUCAUGAUGAGGCUGGAAACAUCACUGCCAACCCCAAACAGACAGUCCGCUGCCAGGUUUCGGGGCUUCCGCUUGUUUCGACAGACUGCAGUCGCACAGGAGCUGGCCAGCUUGUGACAAAACCCAUAAACGUGAAGAUAAUCAGUGGAAAGCCACAAAGGCUCAACGUUCAGUUCGACAUGCCUAGUCACAAGCAUGUGGAUCCAGUCACAGUGGAGCUGGAAGUCUUGCCCAGCAGCCAAGUGUCAGUAAUGAAGCUCUACUGUCAGAGUGAUGGUCAUUUGGUGCUGAGGAACAAUGAAAAGAUUGAGUGGCAGGCAGGAGGACAGCUGGGGAACCUUUUCUACAAGCUGUAUGAUGAAGUCGGCAAAGAGGUGCCACUCACUGCUGCAAUAGCCUCCAUGAUAAAGGUUAACUGGACAGGAGACAUAGAUCAGGGAGAUUUAAUCAUGGGGAGGCUUCCUGAUGUCCAGGUUCCCACGCAGGUGCAGGAAGAGCGCUUCUACCAGGUGUCCUAUCGCAACCAGAGCGUGUCCUUCUCCUUCACUGUCGUACCAUGUCCAGACGAGCCAACACGGCUAAAAGUAACUCUUCCCCAAAGCACAGUGAAGCUUGGUGAAACUCUGUCAGGACAAAUCAGCUUGGAGCUUGUGGAUCAGUUUGACAAUGUAAGCCACAGGCUCACUGUCUCCUCGGUGGAGGCCAUGACUGUGGAAGCUGAGGGUCUCGACAAAUCAAGCAUCAAAUUUAAAUGGCAGGAGAGCAGCAGUUCUGUUUUGGUGACGGGAGUGCGUUUCAGCUCGGGGUCUCCUGGGCCCAGAGAGUUGUGCUUCAGCUACAAAAGCUUCGAGGGUCGUGUUAUGGUUACAGUGACCCCAGGAGUGCCUUCACAACUAAAACUGCUCAGUGGACCUGAGCAGCCUUUGCAGGUGUUGAAUGGUCACGGCAUUACCACACCAUUCCUCGUCCAGCUGUGUGAUGAGUGGGGAAACCCUUCUCCAGACCAGAGGGUUGUUGUGGAAAUAAGGACUUCACCUGUUACAUUGAAGGUGACGACUUCUGUUAGUUCACAACCCGUGGAUCCAGAAGGGAAAGCCCGCUUUAAGGUUAAUGCUGUAAGCGGUUCAAAAGGGUACUAUCAGUUGGAGUUUAAGGGUUCCUUCAACAGGGAGCCCAUACCUGGUCCAGUAGUAAACCUCACUGUCAUCCCUGAUUCCAACAAGCCUGUCAGACUUGACGUAGAGUACAACACCGAGAUUGCUAGAUUUCUUGCUGGAGACAUCUUCCCAGUUUUCUCUGUGACAGUGGUGUCUGACGAAGGAUGCCCGAUUACAAAGUUUCCCCCAUCUGCUUUGUACAUGUCAGUGUGGAAAGGAGAAUCAAGUCCGAUUCCACCGGCAAACGCUAAGCUGCUGAGGUGCAGUAAACCUAUGGAACAUGACCGGAAAGACCGCUAUUACUUCAGAGACAAAGAAAUCCCCAGAGAAGUUGGAAAGCACACCAUACAGUUCUCGCUUCACAUUAACAAAGCAAAAGUCAUGUACAGUAACCAGAUCAGUAUAGAUGUUGUGGCCAAUAAGCCUGUAAAACUGGGUCCCGACUUUCAGCCUACAACCCCAGUUGUUUCCUACAGUAUGGACAUCGGCAAGAGAACCUUGAUUGAGAACAUGACUCUGAAGCUAAUGGAUGCGUUUGGAAAUCCAGCAGGACAAAACAUGAAUGGAAAAGUGGUUGUUUCUAUAAUAAACUCCAAUGGAGAAAUAAACAGUCUCCCUCUGUUUGAAAGAAACAGCGAGAGCAUUCAAGUUGAUUUAGAAGAAGGAAAAGCCGUCAUCACUAGACUGGCCAUCAUGGAGAAAAGCCCUGGUGAGGACGGCAGGACAUACAAACUCCUCUUCAAACCUGAAGUGCCAACAUUCCCCACAUCCCUGGAGUCUUUUGAGCUCCCCUUCUACUUUUACAAUGAUGGUGAGAACCAACAAAAAAUGGCUGAGCUGACCAAGAAAAAAGAUGAGAUUGAGAAAAAUAUUGAAAUACUCAAUGAGUAUCUUGGGCAUCAUUCAGAACUCAAGGAUAUGUACACGAAAAAAAUCCAGGAUGAAAAAAAGAAAGAGCUCGGGUACAGAAAUGAGCUGCAGAAAAGUAAUAUGACAAUCAUUCAACCUUUACCCAGCUCAGAUAUUGAUACAGUACUUAACCAAAAGAAGGCUGAAGCGAGCAUGUUGGAGAGAAAGCCCAGAAGAGUCUGCACCAUCCCUAACAACUUCACCCAUCCAGAUGUUUUGGGAAUGGUUGCCCACCUGGCUUUUAUUGAGGACGAUGAGGCUGCGAGGGUUAUCUCCUGGCACCUCAGGGGCGACUUGGACUGCAUCAUUACCAGGACGACAGCAGCAGCUCGGAGCAUCUACAACGACACGAACGGCCGUCAGCAGGUUAUGGCCCUCGACAGCAUUCAUGUUCAGCAAGGAGCCAGACCACUGCCACAUAUGAGAGGCCACUACAGGCUGUUUGACCCUCGUGGGAACCCAGUUUAUGCCAAAGACUUGCUUAUUCAUCCCCGUGAAAAGGAGAACUGUGAAAUUGUGUUUAAAAACCUCCUUGGUGACACUAUUGUGAUGGAUGACCUGGACUCUGCUACGGAGUACAGAAAAGCGGUGGUGGGGAACAGAAUGCCAUGUCCCACUAUACUGACCAGGCAGGGGGAAAGGGUUAGUUCCAAGGGCAAAUUUGGAGGUACACAAAACAAAGCCCCACCGAUUACUCAAUUACCAGUGUUUGGAGCCCCUCUCCCUCAGAUCUACUACAUUCUGACGGAGCAAAUAGAACUGCUCUCUCAGUACGGCUCAUUUAAAAAGAAGAUGGAGACAACAAUAGUGGAACGAGACAAGUUCUUAAGGGACAGUUCUGACAUGCUGAAAAAAAAGCAAAACUUGCAGCAGCAAAAAGAAGAGUUGGAGGGCAUCAAAAGACAGCUAGCAUUAGCCUCAGCAAGACCAGGGAAACGUGGUCCUGAAGGGUUGGGAGAGCCAUCUGGCAUCAUUACAAAAAAACCAAGAGGAGGAUCCACAUAAGAGAUGCCAGUGCAACCUGAGUUAUAAUGUCGUCCUUUAUCUUACUGUAAUUUUUUUUUUUUUUUUUAACGUCAUAUGAGAAUUUCUUUUGACAUAUUAUCUGCCAAUCUUAAGUUCUGACUUGUUUAAAAUUAAACAAAUGUCAAAUGAA